Molecule: messenger RNA, 3273 nt
Organism: Passer domesticus (house sparrow)
Lineage: Eukaryota; Metazoa; Chordata; Aves; Passeriformes; Passeridae
Product: transcription factor SOX-3-like
Exons: 1
Coding region: 1080-2456 (458 amino acids)
Biological process (GO): anatomical structure morphogenesis; cell differentiation; negative regulation of transcription by RNA polymerase II
Molecular function (GO): RNA polymerase II cis-regulatory region sequence-specific DNA binding; DNA-binding transcription factor activity, RNA polymerase II-specific
Source: RefSeq, a predicted model, not a curated record
CACUCGCGGUCUUGCCUUUGGGGCGAGCCCGGUGCCCGCCGAGCCGGGGAGCUGCGGCGGCAGCAUCGCCCCUCGCCGGGCGGCCCGGGACGGGACGGGAGGCUCAGACACGUCCGCACCUCAAGGCCCCUGACCCUCCCCGGCGCCCCACACGCCCCUGGGGGAGUUUGCUCACAGCCAGAGCGGCGAUGCUGUGCAUCCUCCGGCAGCGAGGCUUCCCCCGAGCAGCCCGCGGCUCGCUUUGCCUCUCCUGCCCCAGCGCUCCGGAGCAGCCCGGCUUCUCCAGACGGAGCUGGAGCGGGGGCUGCGGGAGGAUGAGGAAGGCAGGGAUGGGCCAGCCCAGCCCGCCCUGGUCUCCGGCGGAGCGCUGUGCCCGCGGUGCUCCCAGCGAGCUGCCGGCCCUGUCCGUGCAGGUGCGGUGUCCGUGCCUCUGGCGAAGGAAGGGAAGGAGGGGUAAAGGAGGGGAGGGACGGACAGGGAGGACGGUGAUUGACAGCUCAAGUGGGCGCCGCUCCACUCACAUAUCCGCCGCCAAAGUUUUCUUUCACGCGGAGGGAACUUUCUGUUGCCAUGAAACUCCGGGGAUUCACAAGCGCCGUCCCCUCUACCCCCCCCUCCCCUCUUUUGGGGCAGCCGAGUGGAAAAGCCCAAGUGGCAGCGGGGCUGGUGCAGGUGGGGAUGGCCGAGAGUGCCCGGCCGGCAGCCACCAUCCCAACCCCGCGGGCAGCCCCUCUCCCGGCCACGGCCGUGCCCGAUCCGAGCACGGCAAUACAGAUUCUCCCCCGGGCGACAGCUCAGGAGUGCAAGAGUUUAGCCCGUCCAUCCUUCCCCCUUUAUCCGCUCCGGUGCGGUGAGGUGCGGGCUCACUGGGUCUGCGGGCAGCCUUCCCGAGCCUGGCCCGGCACCGUGCAUCCUCCCGGGAUCCCCAAACCCCUUUGUGCCCGGCAGCCGCGCAGCUCCAGCUCGCAGCGCUGCGCUCCGCCCCGCUCCUCCUCCCGCGGCCCCCCGAGGGCAGCCCCGGCCCAGCCGCAGCUGCGGAGCCGCUCUGCCCGGGGGCAGGUGCGGGCCCGGGGCUGUGGAUGCGGCGGGAGGGGCGCGGCCCCGCGGUAUCCCAUUCCCGGCCCGGCACGGCUCGGCUCGGCUCGGUCCGCCCCCGGCCGGUCCGUUCCCGGCGCGGGGCUGUCGGGAGCCGCUCGCUGAUUGGCCGCCGCCCCCUCAUUUAUAGCCCGUCAAUCACGGACCCCCCGAGCCGAGCGCGCAUCGCCCGCAGCCGCCCGCGGGAGCCGCUCCGCACAGCGCAGCUCCGGCACCUCGGGGAGCGGCGCUUCUGCCAGCACCUAAACUUCCUCCUUCCCUCGUGGCAGCCGCCCAGACAGGUUCUUUUUCUUCUUUUUUUUUUUGGUUUGUUUGUUUCUUUUUCUUUUUUUUUUUUGAACUUCCUCUCCUCGCUCGGUGCCCGCCUGCCCGCCGCCCUGGCGCACCUUUUACCGGCCCCGGCCAUGUACAGCAUGCUGGAGACGGAGAUCAAGGCGCCGCAGCCCACGCCGGGCAGCACCGGGGGCAACCCCGCUCCGGGGAGCACCGGCAAAGGCGGCGGAGGCGGCGGGGCCGGCAGCGGAGCGGGAGCGGGCUCGGACCAGGACCGGGUGAAGCGCCCCAUGAACGCCUUCAUGGUGUGGUCGCGCGGGCAGCGGCGGAAGAUGGCCCAGGAGAACCCCAAGAUGCACAACUCGGAGAUCAGCAAGCGCCUCGGCGCCGACUGGAAGCUGCUGAGCGACGCCGAGAAGCGGCCCUUCAUCGACGAGGCCAAGCGGCUGCGGGCCGUGCACAUGAAGGAGUAUCCGGAUUACAAAUACCGGCCCCGGAGAAAGACCAAGACCUUGCUGAAGAAGGACAAAUACUCGCUGCCCGGUAACCUGCUGGCCCCGGGCGGGGGCAGCGCGGUGAGCAGCCCCGUCGGGGUGGGGCAGAGGAUUGACACUUAUGCCCACAUGAACGGCUGGACCAACGGGGCUUACUCGCUGAUGCAAGACCAGCUGGGCUACAGCCAGCACCCGGGCAUGAACAGCCCGCAGCUGCAGCAGAUGCACCGCUACGACAUGACGGGCCUGCAGUACAGCCCCAUGAUGUCCACGGCCCAGACCUACAUGAACGCCGCCUCUACCUACAGCAUGUCCCCCGCCGCCUACGGCCAGCAGCCCUCCACGGCCAUGAGCCUGGGCUCCAUGGGCUCCGUGGUGAAAUCCGAGCCCAGCUCGCCGCCUCCGGCCAUCACUUCCCACUCGCAGAGGGCCUGCCUGGGAGACCUGCGGGAUAUGAUCAGCAUGUACCUGCCCCCCGGCGGGGAUGCCACAGACCCUUCGGCCCUGCAGGGCAGCAGGUUACACAGCGUGCACCAGCACUACCAGAGUGCCGGGACUGCCGUCAAUGGUACCGUACCACUAACUCACAUAUAAACUUGGCUGCGCCGGACGGCUCGCCGUCCUCAUCCCUAACCCCACCACCGCUCCCUGACUGCACCGGGACGUUCGGCAGUGUUGCUCCGCUUAGCAGACUUAAUACUAACUCCGGAGAAAUUUUAAAAAGGAAAUCCGUUAGUUGUGUCCUUUUUUUUUUCUUUUUUCUUUUUUUUUUUUUCAAGAAAUAUUUGAGCACGUUGUUAUUUUAAUAGAGCACAACUCCUGCCUCCUAGAAGCCGCUGUGAAGUUUUCAAACCACGGCAACUCCUUUCCUGGUUUCGGCUAGGUUGGGCACUGUUUUGUUGGCUUAAAAGUUUUUUUAAAAAAUCUUGCAUCUUCCAGUUUGAUUUCUAGCGUUGCAAUGACAUAAAAACCGCGGGCAUUUGUUUUUAAACUUGGUUGUUCACAUAAUCGCUGUGGUUUAUUAAGUGUUUUGUUAUCGACCCUCGCUUGGUUUCCAUCCGCAAUCUGUAGCUUCCACGACUUUUGAAUUUUGGGAUUUUAUUCCUUGAAAAGGGGGAGGUGGGAGAGAGCAGAGCUGUGCGGGUCGCAAACGCGUUUCUUUUUAUUUAUAGUAAGUUGUAUGUCUUGGUUUUUCUUAAGCUGUAAACUUAUGUAAAUGGGUUUGUGAAUUUUACUGUGAAACAUGUUUUUGACAUAUCGGAUAAAAACGUUUUAGUUUUGUUACCGGAUUCCUUCCAAAAAAAAAAAACCCAAAAAAAACACCCCUCAUCGAAACACUCUUCCCUGUUCCUAUUCCUCGUUUGCUUCCUUCUUCCGAACGAAGAGAGAUCAAUAAAUUUUCUAUCAGGCA